Myripristis murdjan (pinecone soldierfish) is the source of this 1459-nucleotide messenger RNA. RefSeq names its product histidine N-acetyltransferase-like. The record is from RefSeq and is a predicted model, not a curated record. Gene Ontology annotation, molecular function: acyltransferase activity, transferring groups other than amino-acyl groups. The transcript has 4 exons. The coding region runs from base 40 to 1017 and encodes 325 amino acids. NCBI's taxonomy places the organism in Eukaryota, Metazoa, Chordata, Actinopteri, Holocentriformes, Holocentridae.
AGACCAGGAUCAGGCUGGUCCAGGAUCUGCUUGGUCCUCAUGGCUGCAGCUGUGGCCUUCAGGCUGGCGGAGCCGGGCGACUUCCUGCAGGUCCUGAACAUCUGCAGCGAGGCCUUCGACGGGCUGGACUACAUGGCUGUUUUCUACCAGCGCUGGCUGGAGGAGCCGGGACGCCUCGUCUUCGUCGCAGCGCUGGACAGCAGAGUGGUGGCGCUGGAGUCUGCGUUGCUGGUGGAUGGCGGUCAGACCGCCGUGUUUCAGGGUCUCAGGGUAGCAUCUGACCUACGAGGCCGUGGCGUCGCCGGCGCCCUGCAGAAACAUGUGACCGACUACAUCCGCCACCAUUACCCACAAGUCUCUGCCUGCAGGCUGAGCCGUGGAGACCAGCCGUCACCGCAGACACUGAGCAAGUACAGCCUCGUCGCCAAGGAGGCCAUCCUGUCUCUCUGCUGUGAGGCGACCGACCUCGGCCUCUUCCUCGCCGAGCUUCGUGCCAAAGUCCCCUGUAACUCCUCCUCCUCCUCCUCCUCCUCCUCCUCCUCCUCCUGCUCUCCCGGCCCGGUGAUGCUGAGCCAGCAGGAGGCGGAGACUCUGAUCCUGUCUGACCACGUCGUUUCCAAACUGCUGCCGGGCCAAACCAUCAUCAACGACUGGGAGCCUCUGAGGCCCGUGGAGGCCAACCUGGAGGUUCUUCGCCGCCGGGGCCUGACGUGGAUCGCGGACCGCCGGUCCGAGCCCGCCGCCCUCAGCCUGUGCACCGUGCCGUACGCCGUCCCCCUCCGCCACGACGCCCUGCAUUUCAACAUGAACAUCUUCGGCCGGAGUCUGGCUCCGGUCUGCUCCGUGUUCGUGGCCCAGCUGGAGGCGCUGCUGCCCAGCCUCACGGGGUACCUGGUCUUCCACACCUACGUGGACCCGCCGCUCUGGCCCGGGCUACGGCACUUCUGCCAGAACACCGCCAACGUGCUGUUUUUCAAGGACUACUGGGAGGAGCUGGUGCUGGAGACGGAGCUCUGACUGGCUGGACUUCCUCCUCCUGCAUGUUGCUUCAGACUGAGAGCUGGGCGCAGAGCUUCAGGCCUAUGCUGCCACCUGCUGGCUGUUUUAAUGCACUGCGCAAAGAGUGCCUGUAUUUUUCAAGACCGUCUGGACGGAGUUGGUCAUGAUCUCAUGAUCUGAGGGCAGGUAUGAGUGGGCGGAGGGUUCAGGCGUCACGGUCAGUCACAUUUCCAUUUUGGUCAAAGCAGCGUUCCCCUGCAGUGUGUCUGUUAACCGUGCUCUACAGUAUUAACAGUAUUACAGUAUUAACCCUGUUCUUCUGUUUUAUAAUGUGUAUAUUCUGAUUAUUUUAUGGAGCCACAUGAUAGGCACCUUGUUUUUUGUUUGUUUGUUUGUUUGUUUGUUUGUUUGGUCUUUCAUCAGAUUGUCUUUCCUUUCAAACUGCUCUUUGUUUGAUAUA